This is a messenger RNA of Daucus carota subsp. sativus, 1209 nucleotides long. RefSeq lists its product as uncharacterized. The transcript has a single exon. The record is from RefSeq and is a predicted model, not a curated record. Bases 1 to 1209 code for a protein of 402 amino acids. Lineage: Eukaryota; Viridiplantae; Streptophyta; Magnoliopsida; Apiales; Apiaceae.
AUGGAUUUGGCUCGAGGAGUUCGAGCUAAGAGCAAGAUGAAUCCGAAAGGUUUGAAUGGUGGUGAAGAUAUUGGUCAUUAUGAUAGCUUUGUGAUUAUCAAUUUGCCUGAUUCGGUUGUUUUGCGGGUUGUGUCAAGGUCAUUGUUGUUGGCCAUUUUCAUUCUCACAUUGCCUUUGAUUGGUUAUAUUUCGGGGAGGUUGUCCAGUGAGAAUGUGUUUGAUAUCACGGGUUUUGAAUCUUUUCCUGAGAUCUUUCAAGAUUUGGCUAAUGAGGGCCUUGUUAAGAUGGGACAGAAGGGUUUGAUUUUGAGUUCUGGCGUUGGUCGUCCUGUGGAGAAUUUGCAGUUCUUGUAUAAUAAUGACAUUGAGUUGGUUGUCGAAUCUGAUUUGGAUGGCAAGAGCUCGUUCCCGGAUGAGUCUUUUGACAUUGUUUUCUCGUUGAGCUUGAAGGACUCUAAAAAGUUGGUUGAUAGGAUUCUGAGGGUUGAUGGCAUUGUUGUAAUGGGAUUGGACAAUGGUUCUGCACAUGAAUUUCAACGCGACUCAAAUUACAAAGUAAUGUAUCUUCGGAGAUUUGAUGUCACUGUGCUGGCAAUGAGAAAGACUGAUCAUAUGAAUCAGGCACAAUAUUUUGGAGUAACGCGCAAGCUUUUUGAGUGGAUGCCUGAGUCUAAGAAAGAUGCAUUGAGCGGUCUAGAAAAUGUGUGGCUCGAGCCCCCACGAAAAGAAUUGGCAAAAUCUAACAAGCUGAGGAAAUUCAGAUAUCUUCCUGAUUUAACAGGGGACUCACUUGAAAAUUACCCCCGCAGAAUAUUCAUCACUGAUGAAAGCACUAGAUCUGUUGAAUGGUUCGAGAAGAAUUAUCCGACAAAGAAUCAGGAUUUCCAGAUCUACAAUUUGGACACUAACAUGAACAAUGAGGAGACCAAAAGAAAAGGAGUGAAAAAUGAAGCUCCUUCUACUACUGAGGCAUCAGACUGGAUGGUAAAUAAUGUGAAGGACGAAGACUACGUGGUGAUGAAAGCAGAGGCAGAAAUUGUCGAGAAGAUGAUGAUUAAGAAGACAAUAAGUCUGGUCGACGAACUCUUUCUCGAGUGUAAGAACCAAUGGCAAGAUGGUAGUAAAAGCAAGAGAGCUUAUUGGCAGUGCUUGACCCUGUACGGACAAUUAAGAGACAAGGGUAUCGCAGUUCAUCAAUGGCUGAAUUAA